CUCACGCUCGUUGACCUCGUCCUCGCAGGAGUGGGCGUGGAGAUCCAGGAGCUGACCUUGCUCGGCGGGCAGGACGAGUACAUCGACGCCAGCUCCAACGCCGACUACGUCCUCGCCUGCAACUACCGCAGCGGUUACGACGAGAACGUCCUGCAGGUCCGCUGGCUCCGCUACGGCUCCCCGGUCUACGUGUGGAGGGCCAGUAGCAACAACCCAUCAGUGUCGGAGCCUUUGCUGGGUCUCGUGGACACGUACCCGAAGAACGAGCCCCACAAUCUCCACUUCACUCGCCUGGGGUACAGCCUCGCCGGGAACUACACGUGCGAGGUCAUGACCCAGGAUUCGUCGGCGAGGGCAUCGUAUGACCUUCAUGUCGUAGACGUGUACCCGAUCCCGUUCGAGGCGAGCGUCGGCAUCCUGAGCGAGGAGGGCGACGACGUCCCGAGCGCCGACGACGUCAAAUACAUCACCGACUACGAGGACGAGGAGACGGAGGUCCACUUCGAGAACGCCAAGUGCACGCUGGUCUGGAGCUUCCGCACGCCCGCCAUCUUCCCGCGACCCAACAUCACCUGCGGCUAUUUCUCCCUCCUGAGCAGCGAGGUCGAGGAGCGCCUCCCCGCCGGGCUCACCAUGCACCAGUUCAGCAACGGGUCGUGGCAGGCGUCCUUCGAGAACACGCACGUCCAGGUGGCCGAUAUCCCGAAGGACAUGAGGCUGGGCUGCACCGUCAAGGUCCCCAAGACGUCCUACAAGGAGGUGGUGAUGCCCGAGGACGACUUUCGCGUGGAUAACCUCAGUGAGUCCUUUGGGAGCUCUCUUCGGGGUCCUAAGAAUCCUUUCCCGUGGUUCCCGUGGUUCUGUAUCCUUGAUUGCCAUCCACUUAGUAACUUGUCCAUAAUUACGAAGUUGUGUGGCUGGAACACGGAACUCUCGAGGCAGCCAAACCCGACGCUGCAAUUGCUUUUCUUUAUGUACAAAGUAAUCAUUCUACCAAUUUGGGCUGUUGAAGCAGAGAUGGCACAAAUGCCCAUACCAGGAUCAUCUCUGGUAUUUUGCAUCCUCAGCUCUGACCAAGAAUCCCUCAAAGAGUCUCUACAUCUACACAAGAGAGUUGAACUAAUGAAGAAACUCAGAUAUGCAUCCCGCUGUCCAUCUGAGAAGCCUUCCCAAUUCUUGGAACUAACCCGACCAGAGCACAAAGCUUGGCGCGCAAACUCGAUUGAACAGAGGAAGAGCGUGUUGCGCAAGCCGUCGGGCGUGGCCAUUCCUGAAGGCUAUCGACGCGUCAUGUUUGCGCGCCAAAAGAGAGCUGACAUUCACGCAGACAAUUUCAGAGGACAAACUAGCUAUAUCGCUUUCUCUGAAUACUUAUCGACCUGA
Messenger RNA from Penaeus vannamei (Pacific white shrimp), 1383 nucleotides. NCBI's taxonomy places the organism in Eukaryota, Metazoa, Arthropoda, Malacostraca, Decapoda, Penaeidae. The record is from RefSeq and is a predicted model, not a curated record.